Tachysurus vachellii is the source of this 643-nucleotide messenger RNA. RefSeq names its product replication protein A3 (gene rpa3). The record is from RefSeq and is a predicted model, not a curated record. NCBI's taxonomy places the organism in Eukaryota, Metazoa, Chordata, Actinopteri, Siluriformes, Bagridae. Gene Ontology annotation, cellular component: site of double-strand break; DNA replication factor A complex; nucleus. Bases 120 to 488 code for a protein of 122 amino acids. The transcript has 4 exons. Gene Ontology annotation, biological process: base-excision repair; double-strand break repair via homologous recombination; nucleotide-excision repair. Gene Ontology annotation, molecular function: damaged DNA binding; single-stranded DNA binding.
UGACGGACAACGCGGAAGUAGACGCUGCAGUCGAAAGGGAAAUACGUCAACUUGAAAUUUCGCGCGGUUGUUUUUCGCUCCUUCGUUUUCUGCAAGUAUAUAAGUUUAAACCGUGUAAAAUGACGGGUGUGUUCGAGUCUCCAAAAACAAGAAUAAACGUGUCGAUGCUCCCUCAGCACGUGAGCAGGCCGGUGAGUUUCGUAGGACGCGUGGAAAAGGUCCAUCAGAGUGGGAAAUCGUUCACGCUGAUGGACGGAGAAGGAAAGAUUGCGUCCGUGGAGCUGAGUAAUCCGCUGGAAGAAGAGUUGAGUGGAAUAGUGGAAGUUGUCGGCAUGGUGUCGAAUAAAGGAACCAUCAUGGCUGCGGCGUACAACAUGUUCAGGGACGAAAAAGGAAUUUCAUUUGAUUUAGAGCUGUAUAACGAGGCCCUGAAAGUCAUUCACGAUUUUCCUCAGUAUUACCCGUUCGAGGUGUCAUCCAGUGGAUAAACAGCACACUGCCUUUUUUUUCUUUUCUCUUGUCUCUCUACAUUUUUUCUCCCUCUUUAAAUGUGUACGUGAUAUUUCCUUUGUAAAUAAUAUAAAACUCUUGAGUUGAAAGCUGUUCAUUUUAAGUUCAGAAAUAAAGAAAAAGUUCUUAGUGA